AUGAAGCUUCCGAUGAUGCUGCGCACCACGACACAGCGCGGUCUGCGCACUACAGCCACAAUCCGAACGAUUUCAACGAGGUCGGCCUUGACAGCGACGAUCCGCAAAAACGUGUCGGCUCUCCCGACCAAAAUCAUUGUGACAAGAGCAUUCUCACAACGCACACCCAUGGUCUCCAGCCGCUGGUUCAGUAUGUCUCAGAAAAUGGCGCAGCCAACUGCCAAAUACACAGCCUCUCCGCUCACGGACAGCCAAUAUCACAAACUCUCCAAUAACGUGCUCGACUCGCUACAAGAGACGUUUGAGACACUGCUGGAAGAAGCAGACGUAGAAGCGCUCGAAGAGGAAGCUCGAGCCAAGCAGCAGAGUGCAACUCGAGCGGCACCUGCUUCGGAAUGGGACAUCGAAUGCGCUUCUGGUGUGAUGAACCUGAGAUGCGGAGCUCACGGCACCUGGGUCAUCAAUAAGCAGCCGCCCAACAAACAGAUUUGGCUGUCAAGUCCGAAGAGCGGACCCAAGCGAUUCGAUUUCGAUGCAGACAGCAACACUUGGUUCUGUCUCAAGGAGGGCGAGACAUCAACGCUUGACCAACUUUUACAGGACGAGCUCUCGCUAGUCUUUGGCACCGAAGUACAGGUGUUGCUUGAGGACGAAUGA
Molecule: messenger RNA, 657 nt
Organism: Mycosarcoma maydis (corn smut)
Lineage: Eukaryota; Fungi; Basidiomycota; Ustilaginomycetes; Ustilaginales
Product: ferroxidase
Exons: 3
Coding region: 1-657 (218 amino acids)
Biological process (GO): intracellular iron ion homeostasis; iron incorporation into metallo-sulfur cluster
Cellular component (GO): mitochondrion
Molecular function (GO): 2 iron, 2 sulfur cluster binding; ferrous iron binding; ferroxidase activity
Source: RefSeq, a predicted model, not a curated record